This is a messenger RNA of Drosophila innubila, 2436 nucleotides long. It is a transcript of the gene Gycbeta100B, whose product is annotated as guanylate cyclase soluble subunit beta-1. Bases 67 to 2436 code for a protein of 789 amino acids. The record is from RefSeq and is a predicted model, not a curated record. The transcript has 16 exons. NCBI's taxonomy places the organism in Eukaryota, Metazoa, Arthropoda, Insecta, Diptera, Drosophilidae. Gene Ontology annotation, molecular function: guanylate cyclase activity; heme binding. Gene Ontology annotation, cellular component: guanylate cyclase complex, soluble. Gene Ontology annotation, biological process: response to oxygen levels; cGMP biosynthetic process.
AAAAGUGGAUUAAAAUUCUAACAACGUAUUCAUUUGAGCAACAACAACAACAUCAAAGCAGCAAAAAUGUAUGGCUUUGUUAACUACGCAUUGGAGUUGCUGGUACUAAAACAUUUCGGCGAAGAAAUAUGGGAGAAAAUCAAAAAAAAGGCCAUGGUCAGCAUGGAAGGACAAUUUCUGGUGCGACAAAUUUACGAUGACGAAAUAACAUAUAAUCUAAUUGGAGCAGCUGUUGAGAUACUCAACAUACCUGCCGAUGAUAUACUGGAGCUGUUUGGUAAGACAUUCUUUGAGUUCUGUCAGGAUUCGGGCUAUGAUAAAAUACUUCAGGUGUUGGGUGCAACGCCCCGUGACUUUCUGCAGAAUCUGGAUGCGUUACACGACCAUCUGGGCACCCUGUAUCCUGGCAUGCGGGCACCCUCGUUUCGUUGCACAGAGAAAGAUGGAGAAUUGUUGCUGCAUUACUACUCAGAACGGCCUGGACUGGAGCACAUUGUUAUCGGCAUAGUCAAGGCCGUUGCAUCGAAAUUGCAUGGAGUCGAGGUGGAAAUCGACAUUGUGAAGCGUAAAGGUGAGCCCAUCGAUGAGGCUGAAAAGCAACGGGCUCUGGCACGAGAACAACAGGAGCUGGACGAAGAAACGACAGCUGUGGGUUUGGAUGCAUGUCCUGCAUCAGUUUUACCUUCGGCGUCCACAUCCACAACUGCAACUGCCUCGGUAAAUGCUGAGCAGAACAAUAAUCACAAUGCGAGCAACAACAAUGGCAUUGGCAACAACAAUGUCAACAAUAACAACAACAACGAUGGUCAGCAGAUUGCCACCGAGCAAUUGCCGGACACAUCGAAGGCCACGCCCAUGCCCACGCCCAUUGGGCCGCUUGUACAGGACAGCUUUGACUGCGAUGGCGACAAGGAGCAAAAGUGUCUGCGACUGCUGAAAAACAAAAGCGAUGACAUCGAGCGCUAUGACCAUGUGCAGUUUCUGAUACGUGAAAUCAAUGUGGCUGCCAAAUCGCAGCUGGAUGUGAAGAGGGACGAGCAAGCGGCGGCCAACGAUGAUAUGGAGUUUCUAUGCGAAGCGCCUCUCAUUUCGCCAGCCACAUUCUGCAAGGUGUUUCCCUUCCAUUUAAUGUUCGAUAGACAAAUGAAAGUCGUACAGGCUGGCAAGGCUGUAUCCCGCGUAAUACCCAGAGUGGCCGAGGAGAACUGUUCGCUGAUAGAGGUGGUGGAGGCCAUAAGACCACACCUGCAGCUCACAUUUGAGAACAUUCUGUCGCACAUAAACACCAUCUAUGUCCUCCAGACGAGACAGGGCGCCAUGAGCAGUCGACUUGAGCAACGUUUUCUGAGACUGAAGGGACAAAUGAUGUACAUACCGGAAACCGAUCGAAUUCUCUUCCAAUGCUAUCCCAGUGUAAUGAAUUUGGAUGACUUAACCAAGAAGGGCCUCUACAUUUCGGAUGUGCCACUUCACGAUGCGGCCAGAGAUUUGGUUCUGCUAUCUGAAAAAUUCGAGGCGGAAUACAAGUUGACCAAGAAUCUGGAAAUGCUGACGGAUAAGCUGCAGCAAACGUUUCGAGAUCUUGAAAGUGAGAAGCAGAAAACAGACAGGUUGCUUUACUCGGUGCUACCCAAGUCUGUGGCAAAUGAGUUACGACAUCAGCGUCCAGUGCCACCCAAACGCUACGACUCCGUAACGCUUAUGUUCUCCGGCAUUGUCGGCUUUGGGCAAUACUGUGCGGCCAACACGGAUCCCGAGGGCGCCAUGAAAAUUGUUAAAAUGCUUAACGAGCUCUACACGGUCUUCGAUGCCCUCACGGACUCCAAACGCAACCUGAACGUUUACAAAGUGGAAACUGUUGGCGAUAAGUAUAUGGCCGUGUCCGGUUUGCCAGACCAUUGUGAGGAUCAUGCCAAGUGUAUGGCGCGUGUUGCUCUGGAUAUGAUGGACAUGGCCAAGAACGUUAAAAUGGGCUCAGAUCCAGUGCAAAUCACCAUCGGCAUCCAUUCGGGCGAGGUUGUCACCGGCGUCAUUGGCAAUCGUGUGCCACGUUAUUGCCUCUUUGGCAACACGGUCAACCUAACGAGUCGCACGGAGACCACCGGUGUUCCCGGUCGCAUCAACAUCAGCGAGGAGACUUAUCGGCUGCUGUGCCAAGAGAUCAACCAGGACGAUUCAUUUCAUUUGGAGUACCGUGGCCCAGUCAUUAUGAAAGGCAAGCCAACGCCCAUGGACUGCUGGUUCCUGACACGUGCCACCAGUGUGGCAAAUGCCAGCGGUAAUGGCAGCCUCGAUUCGCCGCUGCUGCAGCCUACAACGCCAACAACCACACAGCGUCUGGCAAUGGGCAUGGGACAUGCCAGCGUCUCACGUACCUCCUCCGCGGGCGCCAGCACCAGCGUAGGUGGAGGAGCAACGGGCUCUAAGGCUGCCUAG